CUUUAUUGUUGUUGAUGUUGCUGUUGUUAAUAUCAUUAUAGUUGACGACAACAUGGGCUACUCCAGCUGGGUCCGCAAUACCAACGCGGCCGUCGCCAAGACUGCCAUGGGCAAAUACUUCAGACUGGAGGGCAGCGGCCACGCCAAAGAACGCAAGGGGACCUACUUCUUCACCGAAAUCCGAGCGGGCCUCGCCACUUUCUUCGCCAUGGCCUACAUCAUCAGUGUCAACUCCAACAUCCUCUCGCAGUCGGGCGGAACGUGUGUGUGCGACUAUGCCAACUCUGCCGAUGGAGUCUGCGAUACCGACCCGGCGUAUAUGCUCUGUGUGCAGGAGAUUAACCGCGACUUGGUCACUGCCACAGCCGCCAUUUCUGCCUUGACGAGCUUUUGCAUGGGCUUGUUUGCGAAUAUGCCCAUUGCGCUGGCUCCGGGUAUGGGAUUAAAUGCGUAUUUCGCCUUCAAUGUAGUGGGUUACCACGGCACGGGCAAUGUGCCAUACCGGACCGCUCUCACCGCCGUGUUCAUCGAAGGCUUAAUCUUUGUCGCGCUGACGGUGCUCGGGAUGCGACAAUGGCUGGCCCGAGCAAUUCCUGCAUCGAUCAAGCUGGCGACGGGUGUCGGUAUUGGACUGUAUCUUGCGUUGAUCGGCUUGACCUACAGUGCUGGGAUUGGUUUGGUUGUCGGCGGCAGCUCGACUCCUCUGGAACUUGCAGGCUGCGUGCAAUCAGCCUUUGACGAAGAUGGACUCUGUCCCAGUGGCGCCAAGAUGCGGAAUCCCACCCUCUGGAUUGGAAUCUUCUGCGGCGGCCUCGUCACCGUCUUCCUGAUGAUGUUUAGGGUCAAGGGCGCAAUCAUUGCGGGAAUCUUGCUCGUGAGCAUUAUCUCCUGGCCUCGUGGCACCGACGUAACCUACUUCCCCUACACUCCCACUGGCGACUCGGGAUUCGAUUUCUUCAAGCAGGUCGUCACCUUUCGUCCCAUCAAGAACAUCCUCGCCGUCCAGGACUGGAGCAUUGGCGCGCACGGCGGCCAAUUCGCUGUUGCACUGGUUACAUUCCUUUACGUCGACAUCUUGGACUGUACCGGUACCAUGUACUCCAUGGCCCGUUACUGUGGAGCCAUCGAUGAAGAAACGCAAGACUUCGAGGGCUCCGCCAUCGCCUACCUCGUCGAUGCUUUCGGUGUCUCUAUUGGUGCAUUGUUCGGAUCUUCACCUGUCACCGCCUACAUUGAGUCUGGAGCAGGUAUCUCAGAGGGCGGUGGAACGGGCUUGACGGCCAUCGUGACCGGUCUCGCGUUUUUCGUCUCCAUCUUCUUUGCGCCCAUCUUUGCCUCAAUCCCGCCCUGGGCUACGGGCUGCACGCUUGUCAUUGUCGGAUCCCUCAUGACGAAAGCGGCAGCAGACAUCAACUGGAAGUACAUGGGCGACGCUGUUCCCGCAUUCUUGACCAUUGCCAUCAUGCCAUUCACUUACUCGAUUGCCUAUGGCCUGAUUGCGGGCAUCAUCAGCUACAUUGUCCUCAACACCGGUGUCUGGCUGAUUGAGAAGGCAUCGGGUAGCCGUAUUUCACCUCCCGAGAAGGAACACAAGGAGUUCUGGACGUACAAGUUGCCGGGCGGUGUGUUUCCACCUUGGCUCACCAGAGCUGCAAAAGGCAAAAAGGAUUUCUGGAAGCCCUACAACGAUGAGGAAGCGCACACCACAGCUGGACCGACGAUUGAAGGCAAGGAGGCUGGUCUGAUGGUGGGAGAGAUAGAUGCGAGAAGCAGUGCGGGCAACAGUGAUGGAAUUCAACAUCCUCAUACCAAAGAGGAACGUUGAAACCAUGUGGCCUCAAAUCGCUGCUGUGUAUUGUUAUAGUUUUGAGAUACCUUUUUGAAUACUUUCUCUCUUGAAUGCUUUGAAUCCUUGUCCCAUUCCGGAAGCAAG
Messenger RNA from Sphaerulina musiva SO2202, 1933 nucleotides. RefSeq lists its product as uncharacterized. Gene Ontology annotation, cellular component: plasma membrane. Gene Ontology annotation, molecular function: purine nucleobase transmembrane transporter activity. Gene Ontology annotation, biological process: transmembrane transport. NCBI's taxonomy places the organism in Eukaryota, Fungi, Ascomycota, Dothideomycetes, Mycosphaerellales, Mycosphaerellaceae. The transcript has 3 exons. The record is from RefSeq and is a predicted model, not a curated record. The coding region runs from base 53 to 1825 and encodes 590 amino acids.